Lactuca sativa (garden lettuce) is the source of this 1375-nucleotide messenger RNA. It is a transcript of the gene NSI, whose product is annotated as nuclear shuttle interacting. The record is from RefSeq and is a predicted model, not a curated record. Gene Ontology annotation, molecular function: N-acetyltransferase activity. NCBI's taxonomy places the organism in Eukaryota, Viridiplantae, Streptophyta, Magnoliopsida, Asterales, Asteraceae. Gene Ontology annotation, cellular component: cytoplasm.
UGAUACAAAGAAAACCACAUAUGGUAGUGCAUACUUCAUUAAAUGUAUGAAACUUUGAUAUAUGUAAAUUAUAUGACUUAAAUAUAUCUUUUUUAGAGCAGAAGGAAAACUAAAAGGCUUAGUAGAUAAGAAUCACAUACAAACUAUGGGGUUUUAGAUAUAUCAAUCAUUUAUUAUGGUGUACAAAAUUGUGGCGGAGGUUCUUGCCAAUCGAAUUACAAUAUGAACGAUGAGCGAUUGAUUUGAAGUUUGAACUCUGAAGACGUUCGUUGUUUCUUUCUCUAUUCGAAUCGAUCUAACCUAAUCUUUGUUCUUGCGACAUCCCUCCUGUUCUUGUUAUUGUUCAUCGACAAAUUUCCACCGACAAAUUAAGCGACCAACGGACCUCCGACCUGGUUAUUGACCUCCGGUAGCUAAGGGGAAAUGAAGACUUCCACAUCUUCUUCCCUAUGUGCUAUCAUUCCUGUAAAUUGCAUUUUAAAUUGUUCAAAUCAGCUAGCUUACCCUUGCAGUUUCAGUUUGAAGUUAUCAAGAGGAAACAGAGUGCUCAAAGUUUCUCAAUUGAAGGCUAGCUUUUGGGAAUCCAUUAGAUCUGGGUUGAUAAAGAACAACUCUACACAGGUUAUAGAACCACCUUCUUCCACUCCACAAGAAGAUGAAGAACAAGAACCUCUACCUGAGGAAUUUGUACUUGUUGAAAAAACCUUGCCAGAUGGCACAAUUGAACAGAUUAUCUUCUCAUCUGGUGGAGAUGUUGACAUAUAUGACCUUCAAUCCUUAUGUGAUAAAGUUGGGUGGCCUAGAAGACCACUAUCAAAGCUAGCAGCUGCACUAAGAAACAGCUACAUGGUAGCAACACUGCAUUCCAUAAAGAAAUCAGCAGCUGGAGAAGAAUUAGAUAAUGAGAAAAAGCUGAUAGGAAUGGCUCGUGCCACAUCAGAUCAUGCAUUCAAUGCAACAAUAUGGGAUGUCCUUGUAGAUCCUAGCUACCAGGGGCAAGGUUUGGGGAAGGCUUUGAUUGAGAAGAUUAUAAGGGCUCUACUUCAGAGAGACAUUGGGAACAUAACACUGUUUGCAGAUAGUAAAGUUGUAGAGUUUUAUAGGAAUCUAGGGUUUGAAGCUGAUCCAGAGGGUAUUAAGGGUAUGUUUUGGUACCCAAGGUUUUAGAUGAAGGGGGAGGUGAUACUUGAUACUUGAUAUUACUCAAAAUGGUAUGUAUGCAUACCAUUUCUCAUCCUUUUUAAUAGGGUUCAAAACAAGCUCAAAAUGCACAUUUUUCCCACCAUGUAAAAUUACAUGCAUGAUGAUGCUUCAUGAAGUUUUAUUGUAGCCUAAGACGUUUGAAGUUAUUGAAAGAUGUAAAAAGUUUGUGCAA